Molecule: messenger RNA, 2253 nt
Organism: Indicator indicator
Lineage: Eukaryota; Metazoa; Chordata; Aves; Piciformes; Indicatoridae
Gene: PRSS56
Product: serine protease 56
Exons: 16
Coding region: 1-2253 (750 amino acids)
Biological process (GO): proteolysis
Molecular function (GO): serine-type endopeptidase activity
Source: RefSeq, a predicted model, not a curated record
AUGGAGCGAGGAGAGAAGAGGACGUGGGUGUCUCUCCUUGGCGUCUGCCUGGUCCCCCCUGUGCUGCUGCCGCUGCUGCCUUUGCUGCAUCUGGUGGGGGGGGCCCCUCUGGGCCAGGGGCUGUAUCCCAUGCCGGCCAGCGUCCUGCAAGCACCAGCUGUGCCACUCACUGUGCCCCCAAGCUGCCAGGAUCUGCUGGAAGCCCAGGCACUGCCUGAGCUGCUCCACCGCAACUGGGCGCUGAGCCAAGCCUGUGCCCCCUACCAGCAACUGUGCCCACCUGACGGGGCCCAGCACAACUGCGUCCCACUCAGUGCUCAGCUCUGCCACCACCGCCUCCAGGAGUGCCGGAUGGCAGCUUCGACCCUGGACCCUGAUGUGCCAGCAGAGGUGGUGAUGCCAGGGAGCUGUGGGCACCGCGGGGGCCCCCAAGCCAACGCCACAGCCCCUCAAGGACGGAUCAUGGGCGGCAGCGUGGCCCCUCAGGGAGCAUGGCCCUGGCUGGUGUCAGUACGGCUCCAUGGGGAGCUGAUGUGCGGAGGGGUGCUGGUGGGGCACUCCUGGGUCCUCACUGCAGCCCACUGCUUUGCUGGGAACCGGAAUGAGCUGUCAUGGACAGUGGUGGUUGGAGACCACGAGCUGGACAAGCCAGGCGUGGGCAAGAGGACAGUGCCUGUCCGACGCAUCCUGCCUCACCCUAAGUUUAACCCCAAGACGUUUCACGGGGACCUGGCACUACUGGAGUUGGCUGUGCCACUGGCCUUGUCACCCACCAUCAGCCCUGUGUGCCUGCCCAGUGGCCCUACGGAGCCUAGCCCUGGCACCACCUGCUACAUUGCUGGUUGGGGGUCCCUCUAUGAAGAGGGGCCAGCAGCCAACGUGGUGAUGGAAGCACAGGUGCCACUGCUCAGCCAGGAGACAUGCCGAGGUGCCCUGGGCAGAGACCUGCUCACCAGUACCAUGUUUUGUGCUGGGUACUUGUCAGGAGGCAUCGACUCCUGCCAGGGUGACUCAGGCGGCCCACUGGCAUGCCAGGACCCUUCCUCACACCGCUUCGUCCUCUAUGGCAUCACCUCGUGGGGCGACGGCUGUGGUGAGCGGGGCAAACCCGGCGUCUACACCCGCGUCGCUGCCUUCGUGGACUGGCUCAGCCUCCAGAUGGACCCUGCUCCCGGCAGCCGGGAACCGAGCUGCUUCGACCUGCUGGCUCUGGCCCAGCUGCCUGCUGAACAGCAGCCACUGGAGCGUGCCCGUCUCUGCUCCUUCUACGCUGGGUCCUGCCGAACUCCCCCAGGUCGGGCUGCUUGUGCUCGCCUAGCUGAGGAGACCUGCCACGCCAGGACUAGACGAUGUGAGCUGCACUCCUACGCCCAGACCUUGGUGGAUCUCCUGCACCGGGCUGGGGACUUCAUCCGAAACCAGUUUGACUUCUCCUUCCUCACCCGCACCCUGCCCCAGCUCCUGGGCAAGAUCUAUGGGCAUCUCUUCCCCAGGCGUGUUCGCAGGGAUGUCCCAGGCACAGCUGUGGCAGGGAGCCAGCCCAGCCCUACAGCAGAGGCACCCUGGAGACUCCCUACCAAGUGGGGGGCUGGACAGCCACCCCCUUUCGCAGUGCUCUUCAAGGAUGUGGGGCCCCGACUGCAGGACUGGGUAGAGGCACUGAGGACCAUGGUGGUGGGCAGCACCUCAGCACCCACUCUGGACAACAGGCAGCUCUCUGGGGAGAUGUGUCUCUUCCUGCAGCAGGGAGAGGAGGUGGUGGAGGAACUGGUGGGGCAGGGACGAGCCUUCCUCACCCAGCUGCAGUUAGAGCUGGACCUUGGCACCCCACUUGAAGCCACAGAGUCACAUCAGGCACCUGGAGAGCUGGCAGAGCCCCUCAGGCAGAGCCGGUCUGCACUGAGGGAGAAACGUGAGCUGGUGCCCACAGAGCUGCCAGGAGCAGAGGAGAAGGAGGCAGACACAGGCAGAGCCUGCCCUGGCCUCAAGGAGUCAGCGGUGCGGGUGGGAGCAGUGAGGGAGCUGUACGCCUGGGUGCUGCGAGUGCCCGAGACAGAGCUGGCCAUGACCUUCCAGGAGAUCCUGGUGGACUUGGGCUCCAAAAAUGCCAAGGGGCUGUACCGGGCACAGGUGCGCGCCACGGUGGGCGGCCGCCCCACAGCCUUCACCGGCCUCGUGGGGCUGGAGAGCGACUCCCUGGCCCGCAGCAUGCCCGGCCUCGUCGCUCUGGCACUCGAGGCACUCAAAACCUAA